GUAAAUUGAAGGCUGACGCUGUUAGCAAGAUGGCGGAAGUCAACAGGAUGCCGUCUGCUAAAGAGGCAGAAGCCUCCUUGGAUUCCAGAAAAAGAGAUGCCCUUGCAAAUGGACUGUUUGAGCUUCUAAAACCUGCCGUUGAUGAAAUCGACGAUAGAGUGAAAACAGUAAGAGAAAGUCAGAUAGAACUCAGACAGCAGAUUGAUAGCCUCUGUGAUGACCUUAAGAAGAUUUCAGAAAGUGAGGCCACGCCUGUAGAGCUGGAGCCGUAUGUUAAGAAACUCAACAAUUCUCGCCGCCGUGUCAUGCUGGUGAACAGCAUAUUGCAGAAUGUGCAGGAAAGACUGCACAAACUUCAGAAUAAUGUCUCCAAGGAAACAGCACGACGCAAAACAAUGCUGGACCCGCCCGCCUCUGCUCAGCUUAAGUAAGGGGCGUGCAUACAAACCAAAGAUCACACCAUGGACGGCUAUUGUGUGCAAGCAUGUUAUGUUGCAAAAACUGAAUAGUUUGAGUUGAGCUACCAUGUUCUGAAGUGAAGCGAAAUGUACACAUUCAUGAAUGUGCGUGUACGUGCAAUAUUUCAAGUAUUCUGGUCAGAUGCAGUCCUACAAAAAAAUGUGUUGAGAUUUAAGAUUUAGUUUUGUAGCAUCAUGUCAACAUUUGAAUAAAGCUUCUGUAAGAUGACUAGGCACAAAAUUAAUAUUAUUGCAGAACUUAAGUAGAGUUGUAGUAAUCAACAAGUUUACAUUCGCAAAGGUGGGUGAAAAAAG
Molecule: messenger RNA, 773 nt
Organism: Pomacea canaliculata
Lineage: Eukaryota; Metazoa; Mollusca; Gastropoda; Architaenioglossa; Ampullariidae
Product: SNARE-associated protein Snapin-like
Exons: 4
Coding region: 30-431 (133 amino acids)
Biological process (GO): lysosome organization; endosome to lysosome transport; intracellular protein transport
Cellular component (GO): BORC complex; BLOC-1 complex; synaptic vesicle
Molecular function (GO): SNARE binding
Source: RefSeq, a predicted model, not a curated record